Molecule: messenger RNA, 2264 nt
Organism: Mauremys mutica (yellowpond turtle)
Lineage: Eukaryota; Metazoa; Chordata; Testudines; Geoemydidae
Gene: ELAC1
Product: elaC ribonuclease Z 1
Exons: 4
Coding region: 345-1439 (364 amino acids)
Cellular component (GO): nucleus
Molecular function (GO): 3'-tRNA processing endoribonuclease activity
Source: RefSeq, a predicted model, not a curated record
UUCAUCAAAGUGUGUGAGAGACCGGAGCCACUCAGCAGCCCAGGUGUCAGGGGGUACAAAGAAGGCUGGGGCUUCCUCUUGGGCUCCCCCUUCAUCACAACACGUGAAGAAGGUUGGGUCCACUAUUGCUUUCUCUGGGGUUGGUCCUUCAUCUCGGAGUGUGAAGGGGACUGGUGCUGGUAUGGCUGAUUCUAGCAAACCUUCCUCAUUACAAGGCACAAGAAAAUCUGGGUCCACUUGCAUUAAAGGAUGCUAACAAGUAAUCUUUUUCUUCUAACGAAUAAGCACGUGCAAUAGACUUACAGUGAUACAUUUGUUUUGGGUGAUACACUGACUUGGGCAUAAUGUCCAUGGAUAUAACUUUUCUGGGAACAGGCUCAGCAUAUCCAUCUCCAACAAGAGGAGCUUCAGCUUUAGUCAUUCGUAGUGAAGGAGAAUGCUGGCUAUUUGAUUGCGGAGAGGGAACUCAAACACAAUUUAUGAAAAGCCACCUUAAAGCAGGUAGAAUUACUAAGAUAUUCAUAACUCAUCUUCAUGGGGACCAUUUUUUUGGUCUUCCUGGUCUCCUGUGCACAAUUAGUCUUCAGAGUAGUUCUACUGCAAGCAAACAACCUGUUGAUAUCUAUGGACCAUUAGGACUACGAAACUUCAUUUGGAGAGCUCUGGAACUCUCCCACUCGCAACUUCUCUUUCCAUAUGUGGUUCAUGAACUGGUACCUACACCAGAUCAGUGCCCUGCAGAAGAAUUUAAAGAACUAUCUUACCUUGACAGAGAUGAAGUCUCUUCCAAAGAAGUGCAAGGGAGAACACUUCAGCUGGAUCCUGUAGAAAACUCCUACAUGCUGGUCAACAAUCAGCAAUUUGUUAUGAAAGCAUUUAGAUUAUUUCACCGUAUUCCUUCCUUUGGAUUUUUAGUGGAGGAGAAACAGCGGACUGGUAAACUCAAUGCACAGAAGCUAAAAGACCUUGGAGUUCAGCCAGGCCCUAUAUAUGGGAAACUGAAGAAUGGUGUUACGGUUGUCUUAGAAAAUGGAGUAACCAUUUCUCCUUCAGAUGUCUUGGAUGAGCCUAUUCCUGGAAGAAAAAUUUGUAUUUUAGGUGACUGUUCAGGUGUGGUUGGAGAUGGAGCAAUGAAACUCUGUUACGAAGCAGAUCUGUUAGUUCAUGAAGCCACACUGGAUGACACCCUAGUGGACAAAGCCAAAGAGCAUGGCCAUAGCACUCCAAAAAUGGCAGCUGAGUUUGCAAAGUUGUGUAAGGUUAAGAAACUGGUUCUGACUCACUUCAGUCAGAGAUAUAAACCAGCUGGUCAGAUUGGAGAAGGAGAUAUUGAUGUCAUGGAACUGAAGAGACAAGCAGAAUCAGCAUUAAAUGGUCAAGGAGUAAUUUUAGCUGAGGAUUUUUUGACGAUAGAAAUUCCAGGGAAAAAGCAAAAGUAGCAUCUAGCUUUAUAAUACCACACAAAUUAGCUUGCUGUUGAACUGUGAGUUUACAGCUAGGGCUUCAGGUAUCCAAAUUUGUUCCUCAGUUUCCAGAUGAAGAAGUUGAAUUGCUAAGGUGACAUGUUCAGUUGCUAGAGAAUGACUAAGGGCUGGAUUUACUUGCUAUAGAGUUUUAAGGCUCAACUCUGCAAUAUGCUGAGUGCCUCAGCAACUUUAAUGGCAGUUGAACUUGUUCCACACCUCUGAGAAAUGAGCCAUUGUAGAAUGGUAUUGCUGUUAACUUGCCCUCCUAGAAAGAAGGGAGAUGGAAAAGCAGAUUACUAGUCAAACUCACUGCCUUACGUGAAAUAGGUGUGCAGCUACCUAAGCAAGGGGGAAAAAAGAAACUCAUUCUUUGGUUUAUAUAAAUAUACCUAUGGAGACAAAGCAAAUUAUUUAUUGAUCAUCUAAACACUUAACUGCAAAUCUAAAUAACUUUUAAAAUAAAGUAUAUGGAAUGCCUUUAACUUAUCUUUUUGGAAUUAAGUGUUUAGGUGAUUGAUACAGGUAUUUAGCCAAACAGUCUGGAAAACUUAACUGUAUAGGCAGAAAUCUUCCAAACACUAAAUACUUUUUAUUAGAACUUCAGAUUCUCUAGUCUUAAGUCUUAAAAUAAAACUUUGCAUUUUUUGCAUCUUAUUUACAAUCCUCUGUGAAUCUUAGUGGCAUACCAAAGUAGAUAUUAUUUUUUAACUUUUCAACCUCUCAUGAGCUUUUGUAUAAAAUAUUUUCAAUAAUUAUUUAAAUAAUUUUAUGUAAAAGGAAUAUUAUGCAAUAAACAAA